AAACAAGCUCGGGUAGAUUUUUAUUCAAAAAUGUGCAAAAAAAUGCCAACUUUUAUAAACUUUGGUGCUAUUCAAAGAGCCACCAGAGUUGAAAUAUUAAAAGUAUUCGGAAUAAUGCUAGUCAUAUCUUUAGUUCUAAUGUUAAUUUUAAGUCUCAUUCUGAAAUCAUUUUAUGAGUGUGAGGGUGCUUUCGGUGACACAGUGCAUUUAGAUUUAAGAGAUCAUCCAAAUUAUGACAGACUUUAUAAUGGGAAGUGCAUUGAGGAAUAUCAUGGAGAAGAAGAUCACAAAUUUCCAUUCAUUGCUAGAUUUGUUGUUGUAAAUGACACAGAGAAAUUUGUUUUUUGUUCUGGAUCAUUGAUAAGCGAUGAUAUUGUAGUGACAGCAGCACAUUGUUUAGCUGGGAUCACAUACGCAAAAUUAGAGGUUCAUGUCGGCACUGCUUCAAAUAUUGAAAAAUUCAUAAAUUUUACAGAAAAAGAUAUAAAAAUACAUUCAAAGUAUGACAGUAAAAAAUUCACUAAUGACAUUGCACUUAUAAGAUUGAAUAGAAAAUUUGAUCCUUCAACAAUUUCAACACUUUGCAUUCCAUUUGAUGACGAAAUAAUUCGAAAAAAUCUAACAAUGGGUGAAUGGGAUGUAGAAAAAAUAAGAAUUAAUGAUCCAAAAAUCAUCGAAACAACUGUUAAUGGAAUUGAUAAUCUCAAAUGUGGUGAAUAUUUUCACAACCUUGUAGAAGUCGUGCAACAAACAGCACCAAGUAAUGAAAUUUCAGAAUUAAAUAAAAAAUUGGUUAACAAAAAUAACCAAAAGGAAGUAAGAUUUGAACAAUUCUGUACCGAGAAAAAAUCUGUCACGCCUGGUAACAGUGGAAUGCCAGUUUAUGGAAAUGAUCUUAAAACAGGUGCUCCAACUAUUUAUGGAUUUGUAUCAUUCGGAGUCAAAAAAGAAUUUGGCGAAGAUUUACCCACUGUGUUGACGAGAAUUUAUGACUAUCGUCACUGGAUCUUAUGUCAUUCAUAUUGA
This is a messenger RNA of Chironomus riparius, 1026 nucleotides long. The record is from the annotation of a GenBank genome assembly. Lineage: Eukaryota; Metazoa; Arthropoda; Insecta; Diptera; Chironomidae.